AUGGAAAACAUGUUAUUAUCGAUGCUCCAAUUCACAGUGGAACUGAAUAUCGUGUUUUUCUACCACAUCGCCAGGUGGCGUUAUGCUAGGGAAACGCAGCUAGUCGGGGAGGGACGUAUUUAUAACCUCAUUAGAAUUCCCGGCGACGAGACCCUUAAUUAA
Messenger RNA from Acanthoscelides obtectus, 162 nucleotides. The record is from the annotation of a GenBank genome assembly. Lineage: Eukaryota; Metazoa; Arthropoda; Insecta; Coleoptera; Chrysomelidae.